AUAAAAACCUAAACUAUCUUCUUCAUCCUGGCCGACAGCCCCCACCCUCAAUCUUCAUUCUUCUUCUCUCCACGAAGCCGACCGCCGCACGCGCCAUCUCUGCCCGUUCGCCGCCGCUGCCGUCUUACCCAGUCGCCGCCGUCCCGUUCCCAAUCCGCGUGAGGCUAGUUUCGCUGCCGGCCUCGCCUUCACCACCUUUUCCUUUCAGUUUCGCCGCCGGCCCCCCUCCCCCAAUCUCCACCUUCCUUCGUAUCCAGCCAACGACACCGCCCCACCCCUCUCCUCUUCCGAUCAAGCAUCGACGACUGCGUCAACCUGUCAGCCGUGUUCUCCCCUUCGUCCGUCGCGCAGCCAAGCCACCGCCGGCGUCUCUGCUUUUUCCGUUCGCCGCGAGCUCCAGCGCCGUUGGGCACUCAUUCGCCCGCAGCCGAGCCGCCUCCACCUCCCACUCCAAGCCGCACGAGUUUUCCCCUUCUCUUGAGCCAAACCCGAACCAUCCACUUCAGUUCCGAGCCGCUUAAGCCGUCUCCUUUCCGAGCUGAGCCGCCCUGAGUUUUUGGUAAGAGUAUUUUGGUGCCGUUGGAGGAACAACGCUUGAAUCUUGGAGUACACGUUGUGUUUGGAGUGUGGUUUAAGCCUUUGUUGUUUGGGUAGGUUCAUUGGAUUUUAGUUCGAUCAAGGACUUUUAGCUAUCUGGAGGUAAUGGAUUUCCUACUAUUGUGACUCAAUGCUGAGAUUUGCAUGUAUUGACUCAUGGAAAUUAGAGUCUAAUGAUUGCACUUAUUCGACUGCUAUGUAUGCUAUGUAUAAGUAGAAAACAUUAUUGGCCUACAUUUUUACAUGAAUAUAGUUGAUGGGGAUCUGACUGUUAAAGGCAACUUAGUUAUAUUCAUGGAUUGUGUCGUUAACUGAAUAUAGAUGAGGAUGAUAAGACUGACAUGUGUAGAUUGUUUAUUGAUGGGUUGUGCUGUUAUUGAAAUAGUGAUGUCGAUGGAGUAGUGAUGUUUGGUUGUUGUUUAUAGUUUAUUUAUAUUUUUGAGUUAUGCAUAUUAUAGUAGUGAUGUUUGGUUGUUGUUGUUGAUGGAGUAUGGGUUCUUGGACCGUUAUGUGUAGUUUGUUUAGAUUGAUGGGGCGUGUUGUUAAAUGAAUAUAGAUGACGACGAUACGAUUGACAUGUGUAGUUUGGAUACUGUUGGGUUAUGCUGCUAAUGGAGUAGCGAUGUCUGGAUGUUAUGUAUAAUCUGUGCUGGGCUGUGAUGUAGAGUUUGUAUGUUUACUGAUGGAUUGUGUUGUAGACUGAAUAUGGGCGUUAUGCCUAGUUGAGAUUUACUUGUAGUUAUGCUAAUGGUUGGGUUUAGAUGAUGUGAUUGUUAGGUGUAAUUACAUAGCGAUGAUUUGAUUUGUUGACUGGAUUUAGGUAGUGUGACUGUAUUGUGUGGAUUGGUUAGAUGUAUAGUGACUGAUGAUACCUUUGACUAAGCAUAGAUUGUCUGAUUGACUAUAUUAGAGACUGAACUGUUAGUUUGAGCUACGUUGUGAUGUGACUAUUAUAGCCUUUUUUUUAUGUAGUUAGCGAAACUGUUAUAAAAAGCUUUUUAUAGCGUUUUCUUUUCCCCCUAUGGAAAGUUUUUACAACAAUUUUGCGCUAUCGGAAAUAAACUUAUUAUAGCAUUUGUUAUAGCGGUGAAAAAGCUAUGGAAUGUCACGAACUUUCAAUAACAUGGGCUAUGACCGUGUUUUAAAAUGCUGUGGAAAGUAUACAAUAGCGUUCUUUUGGGAUUAGAUUUAUUCUAGCUAGAUAGUUUUCGGAAAAUUAGUUAAUUAGGAUGUUAAGUUGAAUUCAUAGCUAUAUGAUGAAAUUAUAUAUAUUAAAGUUUUGAUAAUGAUUAUAUAUGUAUGGUGAAAGGUUUUAUUUGGUAUAAGUUAUUUAUGUUUGAGUUUUAAGAUUAUAUUUGAUGAAUAUCAUCAUUCAUAUAUAUUUAUGAAACUGUUGCUUAAUCACUGUAUAGGACUACGGGAGCACAAUACAUGAACACAUAUAUACACUACAAGAAUUUUUAGCAAUUCCGAUACUUUUUAUCUUGACGCAUCAUUUUUCAUGAGCAAAACGUGUAUAUGUAUGGGGGAUGUGAUGACACAUGCACGAUUGAAAAUGUUUGUGACAGAGAUUGGCCUUGUUCCAAAGUUUUCGUUUCGCUUCAUAAAAUGAACUAGGGAUAGUACUACUACACAUUGGAAACGCUGCUCUAAAGAGUUCUAACAACAUAUCGAACAACUUGUUACUCCAACCAUUUAUUACCCUAGAUCCAUGUGGCUUCUAUUUGGGUUUCCCACUUUGUUUUUGUUUUGGAAUCAAGAGUUCGAAUGUGUUUAGCACUCUGUCCAGCAAGCUUAAGGACCAUGGCCCUGCAUUCGUGUCAGUUUGGAACCUGUUCAAACACGAACCAACAAGUAAUUAAGUUCUUCCAUUUCAGUUUUGAGCUAAUGGGCAAAAAUGAGUUAAUAAACCUCCUCAAUAUCCUUUGGCAGGGGGUUAGUGUGAACAAGCAACAAGGAAAGGGCUAUAACAACCUUACUAGAAUGAGCAAUAUGAGAUGUCAACAUUGUGCAGGCCCUCUUUCGAAGGAUAUGGAAACAAGUGCUUGGACAAUUCCGCCUCUUAUUAGGGAUAGCUUCUCUAUGAUUGGCUCUGCUGUUGGUGGUACUGCUAGUGCUUUCUAUGGAUUUAACACCGUGAUGCCUGUUGUCCAGAGAUCAGUGAAAGGGCCCAUGUGGUUGCAUUUUCUUAUUGGUGCUCCUCCUGUGAUUGUAUUUUCUUCGGCUUGUGCAGGAAUGACAGGUGGUGCGGUUCCAGCUUUGGCCCAACUUGUUGCUUCAUCUUAUCAUUCGUUAACAUCAUCUUCAAAGGAUGAUAAGAGUCGGGAUUCAAGAUCUUCUUCUACUUUGUAGUGGUAAUGUAUAUAGUGGGGAUUCUUUAUAGUAUAGGUUUAUAUAUACAUAUCUUAUGUUCCGCUUGAGGUUAAGACAAAAGUUUUUAUUUAUUUAUUUAUUCGUGUGCUACAUUCAUUUUCGUUGUGAGCUACACGAUCUCAAGCUGAGUCUUUUUCCAACUUUGAAGAUGUCUCUCUUUAGGUUUUGGCCUCCUCUUAAAAUGAAAUGCAUGGUUCUUGUUAUUAUAGGGGAGGAUUAUCCUUAA
This is a messenger RNA of Cucumis melo (muskmelon), 3196 nucleotides long. RefSeq lists its product as uncharacterized. The transcript has 10 exons. NCBI's taxonomy places the organism in Eukaryota, Viridiplantae, Streptophyta, Magnoliopsida, Cucurbitales, Cucurbitaceae. The record is from RefSeq and is a predicted model, not a curated record. The coding region runs from base 2365 to 2949 and encodes 194 amino acids.